AUGGUUGAAGACAAGUAUGACAAACAGAUAAGGGAUUUUAUUGCGGCAUGGGACGAUUAUCUACACAACAGCAAGAUAAAGAACGGACAGGAAUAUUGGAAACAAUUAAUGCGUGAGGUUAACAUUAUCUUCCCAGAAGUAACAAGAACGAUAAGUCAAGGUAGCGGCAAGAACGCUGGCAUUUGUGGAAGUAUAUAUACGGAAUCGGGGCAGUCCAUGUGCAGGAGCAGGUGUAUGCACAUUGCGAACAUUAUGCUCUACAUAAGAGGAUAUAAUUACAAUGCAAAAAAUGGCACGUGGAACAAAAGAGAAGUACGCGAGAGAACGCGCACGAUGUUCCAUGAAUAUUUGAGGUGUACACUGGGAACUGCGGUUUUACUGCAGCUGUAUGGGAAUAAUGCAGAUCAUAGGGAAGUCAUAACGAAGGUUGAGGAACAAAUGCGGCAAACGCAUACAUCAGGGAAACAGCACUAUGAGCCAGGGGUUUGUGAGGGCCAGCAUUAUGGGGAAGUCAUCUUCGGAUUACGUGGUAUUGGACCCAGUAUAAAGACUAAGCUGCACGAAUGGAACACAGGUUUGGCAGGAGGCCACGCAGGAACUACCCGUGGAACAGGGAAGCAGUGUGCUUGGGCAGAGCAAGACACAAACCAGAAUAGUGAGGACGCAUGUAAUGCAGAGCAGGGGCACGUGCUGCAGGAUCAUUGGCUCAUGGGGAGAAUAAGGCACUGGACGGAUAUGAUUAUCUUUGCGCGAGUGAAGAAGGUGUUAGACGACAUACACAAUAAUGGGGGAUCCAAGGAGAAAUGUGCAGUAGAGAAGAAGAUAAAGGAGGGAGUACAGAAAGUGAAGGCCACAGUGAAUCCACCACCUUCGAAACCAGGAGGACCACAACCUGCGCCAGCACCAAGACCACCGACAGGCAGCAACGGACCCGCCAAACCCGCCCCGGCCAAACCACCCGGGAAAGACGGACAACCAGUAGCGGUGACACCGGCAUCACCACCGUCAUCGUCGGGACCGGGGACGAAGCAGGCCACAGGAGAACAGUGUGAUUGGAAGAGCGUAUUACAGAACAGGCAUCAUGCAUUGUAUGUGGUGCACGGUUAUGAUAGAACGAUGAAACACAAAAUGGACCAAGUAUUAAAUAGUUUUGUAGCCCAUAUGCAACAGAGCCAUGAAAAUAUAGACGAAUUGGGUGUAAACUGCGAAAACAAAGGUUGGAAUGAUUUUGAGCAGCAAGUGUACACAAUAGACCAAACGGUGGGCGACGUAAUGAGAUGUAGACUUAUGAAUACUGCAUUAUAUUUCGCAAACGGUUGGAAUGCAAAUGGGACAAGUGCACAAGAGCACAGCCAGGAAGAUGCAGACACAAUCAAUAUGUUAAGAUGUGAAAUAGUGAAUACUUUUGGACACCUAUUGAGAGAAAGGUAUUGUCCGAACCAGGGAACGUGGAAACGAGGUAUAGAGUAUGCGUGGGAAAUAAUGAAUCACAUGGUGCACGGGUCAGGGACAGAAAUGUUACCCAAGGGUCCUGUUACGGAGAAGAAGUGCACACAAUGUGGAUAUAGGGCUAAACAAACGCACAGGGCAAUAAUAAAUGGAGACGUUGCAGAAUGGUUAAUCAGCGGAGGCAUAAUGGAGGAACUAGGACAGAUACAAGGUAGAAUGGGGUGUACGGACAAUUGGGAGACAUAUAUAAAGAGGCCGCGGCAUCAUGGUAAAAUUACAGGUUUAACGGAACCGGGGAUGGAAAGAAUGAAGGAAGCUCAGGCAGCGAUGAAGGAGGAUGCCAUAAAGAUAGUUAAAAUAGUAGGCCAAAAAAUACAGGAAGAAAUAAACAAGCACAUAAAAGAAGACGACGCGACGAAACCAGAGGUACCACGAGCUAAGGUACCAGAGGUACGAAAGGAGGUUGUUCCUGAGGAGACAGUACCUUCAACAACGAAUGGUGAAAAUGGAGUCGCAAGGUCCGAUAAUGGGGAACAGGGGCCCGUACCACAACCCCCACCGGUGGCACCCCCAUCAACACCAGGAGCCGCAUCAGCCGGAGGAAAAGGAAAGAAAGGUAAGAGCACAGACACCAAGUGCAAUAGUACAGUACACACGCAGGAGGAUAGGGGGACCGUCGUGGGUUCAUACAUUAAAGUCACCGUCAGCACCCCGGAUACCUCUCCAGGCUGUACAGGUGAAGUCGAUGUCAGUGGACCCAAGAAUGCGAAACAAGAGGACGCAGCAGCAGAACCAGCAACUGGAGAAUCGACACCAGCAGCAACAACACAGGGACCGGCCGGGCACCCAGGUACACCCAGCGCAUCGGGUCCCACCGUUGACACCAAUGUGCCCGGCAGUUCCGUCCAACCUACAACUUCGAGCACGAAUCCUGACCACUCGGGGAAGUCCGGGCCGCAAGAGAAUCAGGGCGAGAAGGUGACAGAACCAGGGAAAGCGCAGGGGGAUACUGGAAGGUCUUCCCUAGGGGGGUGGACGAAUGAUGACUUUGGUUUUGGAGAUGUCCCUAAGCUCUUCGAUGACCCCCCACCUCCCACGCCACCCAAACCGAACCCGAACCCAGCACAGGCCAGUGGCAACAACAAUAGUAUCGAUGGCGUUCCCUCCUUCGAUUUGGACAACAUAUAUCCAUCAGGCAUAGAUAAAGUAGGGGGAGGAUUCGUCCCACCAACCUUGCCAGAAGAUAAUUCUCGUCCCCAGAAUGACGACCCAGGAGGGGAGGCCAAGGGCCCCUUCUUUCCCGAUUUAAACGCAGCCGUCCUUACCGCCACUACACCCGUCCUGUUUUUUCUCGCUUCCGUCAUCGUCGCCCUCCUUGGUUAUUCCCUCUGGAAGUACUUUGCGUACCUCGCCAAACGUCGACGAACAUAUCGAACAGUGCGUGACGUGCCGUCACCGCCAUUGGACGAAGACAUAUUGGACCAUCUACAACGCGGCGAACUGCCGCCACCCGAUUACGGGUACACGAUGGUUACGCAACCUGCGUCCACAUCCGGUAGAGGCCGCCCCCCACGCGUGCAUAAGCGCACGAUCAUCGACCUACAUCUAGAAGUGCUCAACGAAUGUGCAGCAACCGCAUGGGAAAACGUCAAAGAGCACUAUUUGCAGAUUGUCGUGCAGGAGUUUGCGCGCGACUUGGACCAGGACGGAACGGGCUACAGUAGUUCCUUGGAUGCUCCUAGCACAAACCAGGCUUUAUCAGGGACCAAUGCUUCCUCCACUGACUCCGAACAAACGGACCGUUCUCCACCUAAUGAAGAUAACCCCGAUCCAUGGAGUUGUAUGAAAAACAUACAGUUCGCAACGGACACUUCUCCACCGACUGCAGACGACCCCGAUCCAUGGAGUUGUAUGGAAACCAUGCAGUUACAAACGCACCCUUGUCCACCUAACGAAGAGGACCCCGAUCCAUGGAAUUGUAUACAAUACAUACAGUUAGCAACGCACCCUUGUCCACCACAUGACCCCGAUCCUUGGAGUUGUAUGGAAACCAUACCGUUAGUAACGGGCCCUUCUGCUUCUAACGCAGAGGACCCCGAUCCUUGGAGUUAUAUGGAAACCAUAGAUCCCGAAAAACACCAGCGGCAUGUCUAUUCCCACCCUGGGGACGCGACGUCGGACUGCAUCGGUUGGAUUAACUGGAUUGACAGCAAACAGCACCUAUUGCAGGACUGCACGACGCAGCCGUGGUUUAAUGCUCUCAAAUUGCAAUGGCAACAAUACCUGCGUGAGCACAUGGUGGCAAACGACGUAUCCGCGCACCGUGAGUUCGGUGAAGCGGCCACCCGGCCGAUGAAGCAACUGCGAUUGUGGAAAAAGUGGGUAGCGCAACAACAUCGGCAAAUGCGUAUGUAUAGUGAAGAAGAGUGGUUUACGCAUUUGUUGAAUAAUGUAGAGGAGGACACAGAAUCGCCAAAAGGCGAUAUACGUGGAGUGGAACAAGACUUAGCAGUGGAAAAUGUAAUGGCCGCACAACAGAUGCUAAGAGUGCGAGAUGUACCACGGUCGCAACUGCAUCAACAACCUCACAUGAAAAAACGGUUACGCGCUAACAUAUGGAUACUGAUCCUGGCAUUAAUCAUUGAAGAGUGCGAAUUCGAGAGAAGUGUGCAGGAUAGGGAGUUAUAUUUGGAUGACCUAUUGGAGGAACUGUGA
Molecule: messenger RNA, 4164 nt
Organism: Plasmodium fragile
Lineage: Eukaryota; Apicomplexa; Aconoidasida; Haemosporida; Plasmodiidae
Exons: 6
Coding region: 1-4164 (1387 amino acids)
Source: RefSeq, a predicted model, not a curated record